Messenger RNA from Brassica napus (rape), 1018 nucleotides. RefSeq lists its product as uncharacterized. Lineage: Eukaryota; Viridiplantae; Streptophyta; Magnoliopsida; Brassicales; Brassicaceae. Gene Ontology annotation, biological process: DNA replication; DNA repair; DNA recombination. Gene Ontology annotation, molecular function: DNA binding. Bases 260 to 1003 code for a protein of 247 amino acids. The record is from RefSeq and is a predicted model, not a curated record. The transcript has 7 exons. Gene Ontology annotation, cellular component: nucleus.
UUUCCAUAAUUACAAAUAAUCUGAUUCAAUAUUUAUUCUAUUUUUGCUUUUAAAAUAAGUAACUUUUCAUAAACUGGCAGAUGUCGUGGGUGAGAUACGCUCUGUCCAAGGGUCCGAUCUCCGGAACGAUGCAGCAACAACCAGAGUGGUGGUCCGCCUCUUAAUCGAACCAGAUGUGACUGUCUACUUAUCUCUGUGGGAUGAGGCUGCAUCGACCUUCAGGGGUCUCUUGAAAGCAGGCGAUAAGACCAAGUCUGUGAUGUUGGUGACCACGGUUAAUCCUAAACUAUUUGGAGGUAACAUGUACUUGAACUCCACACCAGGGACUCGCUUCUUUUUCGACACCAACCUCCCUGACAUAGCAGAGUUUGUCAGCAGGGUUGGAGGUGAAUCAUCCAAAGUGUUUCCUCUUGUCGACACUCUCCAAGGAAUUAAGAAGAAGGAGCUUGUCUCAAUAGCAGAUCUCAACACUUUCAUCUCCAACUCCAAUGAGCAGACUCAGGAGGCUGAUUUCUUCUGCAAAGCACGGAUUGUUGGUGUCGUCCAUGAGAAUGGGUGGUCCUUUGUGGCAUGCACUGGCUGCAACAGAAAAUUGGAGAGGAUUGGAACUUCACUGAGCUGCAACAGAUGUGUAACUGAUGCCGUUACCGGUGUUGUCAGAUUCCGUGUUGAGCUUGCUGUUGAUGAUGGCAACGAUAGCGCCACAUUUGUCUUCUUUGAUAAGGAGAUGACAAAACUUACCAAGCAAGAUGCUGCUGUCCUCGCCCUCGAUGAGGCUGCAAACGGCGGAGAGAAGAACAUCCCAAUCUGUCUUGAAGAGCUAACUGAUAAGGAGUUUGUGUUCCAGAUCCGUGUGACACCUUUCAACUUCACACCAAACUACCGUACUUUCACUGUUUCCACUAUAACUGAAGAUAUCAUCUCGCUGACCCAUGGCAAGGAGGAAGAUGAGAACAUUCUUCGAAGCAAUGAAGGUGACAGCGGGUUGAAAGUGUUGAGAUGAGGUGAUGAGGAGUGG